AUGUUAGCAACAACAGCACCAAACUCGUUAGUCAUGAACCCAACAUCUAUGUUAGUAGAGAUGAAAAGCUUCAUUCCUUCUUCAUAUACUUUUGAAACAGAAAUCCAGAAGAUAAAGCAGGAACUUUUAACAAGUACUUUGGACUGUAGUGCGAAAGAUGAAACAAAUGAACAGUAUCUUUAUGAAAUGCAGGACAUUAUUGACCAUUUGCCUAAACUACCUGAAAUCCAACAACAAAAACUCACUAUUCCUGAAUUCGACGAAAUUGAAGUCAAAGCAACUGACUCAGUAGAAAUAAAGAAGUUCAUACGAAAGGUAAACUAUGAAUUCCUUGA
Molecule: messenger RNA, 335 nt
Organism: Trichomonas vaginalis G3
Lineage: Eukaryota; Parabasalia; Trichomonadida; Trichomonadidae
Product: organellar and viral DNA polymerase type B
Exons: 1
Source: RefSeq, a predicted model, not a curated record